AUGUCCAACAGCAGCUCCACCACCCAGUUCCUCCUCCUGGCAUUCUCAGACACGUGGGAGCUGCAGCUCUUGCACUUCUGGCUCUUCCUGGGCAUCUACCUGGCUGCCCUCCUGGGCAAUGGCCUCAUCAUCAUCGCUGUAGCCUGCGACCAGCACCUCCACACCCCCAUGUACUUCUUCCUCCUCAACCUCUCCCUCCUCGACCUGGGCUCCAUCUCCACCACUCUUCCCAAAUCCAUGGCCAAUGCCCUUUUGGAUACCAGGGCCAUUUCCUAUGCAGGAUGUUCUGCCCAGGUCUUUCUGUUUGUCUUUGUGAUGUCCUCAGAGUUUUAUCUCCUCACUGUCAUGGCCUAUGACCGCUUCAUUGCCAUCUGCAAACCCCUGCACUAUGGGACCCUCCUGGGCAGCAGAGCUUGUGCCAACAUGGCAGCAGCUGCCUGGGGCAGUGGUUUCCUCUAUGCCAUGCUGCACACUGCCAAUACAUUUUCACUGCCGCUCUGCCAAGGCAAUGCCGUGAACCAGUUCUUCUGUGAAAUCCCCCAGAUCCUCAAGCUCUCCUGCUCAGACUCCUACCUCAGGGAAUUUGGGGUCCUUGAGGUUAGUCUCUGUUUAGCUUUUGGGUUUUUUGUUUUCAUUGUGCUGUCCUAUGUGCAGAUCUUCAGGGCUGUGCUGAGGAUCCCCUCUGAGCAGGGACGCCACAAAGCCUUUUCCACGUGCCUGCCUCACCUGGCUGUGGUCUCCCUGUUUCUCAGCACUGGCAUGUUUGCCUAUUUGAAGCCCCCCUCCAUCUCUUCCCCAUCCCUGGACCUGGUCAUGGCUGUUCUGUACUCCGUGGUGCCCCCAGCAGUGAACCCCCUCAUCUACAGCAUGAGGAACCGGGAGCUCAAGGAUGCCAUUAGGAAACUGAUUUCAUCAGCACCUUUGAAGAGUAGGCAUGAGCGAUUGCACCCCCAGAAGGACGUUGGUCAGGAUUCUGCAUGGCUGCAGGAGCAGAAACCUGUCAGUCACAUUGUUACCCACGACAUCAUUCUUGAGGGUAACUGGAGCUGCCUGGAGAGCCUGAGGGAUCUCCAGGGACAGUGCAUGCCUCCAGUAGGCAGUCUCAGGAGGUCUUUCAGUCACGUUCCCAAAAUCACAGCUUACAAGAAAGACUUCACAGACCCUCCUCCACCCCUCUAUCUCCAGGCUAUGGGGAACAACAACCAAACCCUCGCCACAGACUUCAUCUUCCUGGGUUUCUCCAGCCUCGCGGAACUGCAGAAGCUGCUUCUUGUGGUGUUUUUGCCGCUGUACCUGGUCACUCUGAGCAUGAAUACCACUAUAAUGAUUAUCAUAUGGGCUGAUCGGAGCCUUCACACACCCAUGUACUUUUUCCUUUGCGUCUUGUCAUUUUCCGAGACUUGCUACACCUUCGUCAUUGUCCCCAAGAUGCUGGUAGACUUGAUAGCAGAGAGAAAAACCAUUUCCUUCCUAGGCUGUGCUGUACAAAUGUACUUCUUCCUUUUCUUGGGGUGCUCCCACUCUUUCCUCCUGGCAGCCAUGGGCUACGACCGCUGCGUUGCCAUCUGCCACCCCCUGCACUACAACAGAAUCAUGACUUGGCGAGUGUGUGCUCAGCUGGUGGUUGCUUCUGCUCUGAGCGGCUUUCUGGUUGCCCAGGUGGUUACCCCCUUGAUAUUUUGUUUGCCUUUCCAUACAUCCAGGAAACUCAACCAUUUCUUCUGUGACAUCUCCCCUGUCCUCCGAGUGGCCUUUACUCACACAAACCUCAGUGAGGCCAUUAUCUUCACCCUGGGUAUCUCUGUCCUUACAAUCCCACUGAUGCUGAUCCUUAUUUCAUACCUCUUUGUUGUCCUAGCCAUCCUGCAGAUCCCUUCAGCUGCAGGGAGGCACAAAGCCUUCUCCACCUGCAGUGCUCACCUGAUAGUAGUGAUUGUUCAUUACGGCUGUGCCUCCUUCAUCUACCUGAGACCCGACUCCAGCUACUCGUCGGAUCAGGAUGCAUUGAUCUCUGUCACUUAUACCAUCCUCACUCCCCUGCUCAACCCUAUGAUUUACAGCCUAAGGAACAAGGAUGUCAAAAUGGCUCUUCAAAAAGCAAUCAGGAAAAACAUACUAUCUCAGAAAGUUUUCCAGUGA
Harpia harpyja (harpy eagle) is the source of this 2139-nucleotide messenger RNA. RefSeq lists its product as uncharacterized. Bases 1 to 2139 code for a protein of 712 amino acids. The transcript has 5 exons. Gene Ontology annotation, cellular component: membrane. Gene Ontology annotation, molecular function: G protein-coupled receptor activity; olfactory receptor activity. NCBI's taxonomy places the organism in Eukaryota, Metazoa, Chordata, Aves, Accipitriformes, Accipitridae. Gene Ontology annotation, biological process: G protein-coupled receptor signaling pathway. The record is from RefSeq and is a predicted model, not a curated record.